This is a messenger RNA of Bacillus rossius redtenbacheri, 9400 nucleotides long. RefSeq names its product formin-binding protein 4-like. Gene Ontology annotation, molecular function: protein binding. The transcript has 13 exons. Lineage: Eukaryota; Metazoa; Arthropoda; Insecta; Phasmatodea; Bacillidae. The record is from RefSeq and is a predicted model, not a curated record. Bases 157 to 4167 code for a protein of 1336 amino acids.
UGUGCGUUCUAAAUCUGCAGUUAUCCAUGAUAUCUGUAGAGCUCUGUUUGUAUUUAUAUGUAAUAUUGCAUUGCGAAAAUGGCAUUUUACUAUCAUGUGUACAUAUCGUGGUGUGUGUACGGAGUAAACUUGUAGUUUACGAGGCGGUGUCUCGCCAUGGGGCUGAAGCGGCGCGGCACCAGCUCCCGGCGCCAGGUGCUGAAUCUGGCGCCCAAGAAGCAGGAGCCCCAGCGCCACACGUGGCAGACCAAGUACCAGCAGAUCUGCGCGGAGCACAGCAGCCAGCGCAACGGGGAGGCGGAGGGCAGCGGCGCAGACACGCGCGCCAACCCGCUGCAGCUGGUGGGGGAGUACCAGUCGGACAGCGACUCGGGGAGCGACACCCGGGAGAGUCUGGACGCCAAGGUGUCCGACUUCCUCAAGGAGAUUGAGAGCAUCGUGCCUAAGGAGCCGCCUGCUGUGACUCCGACCCCGUCUCCGCCCCCCACCCCGGCCCCUGUCUCCGCCCCGGCCCCUGCCACACCUCCGGCGCCAGCGACGGCCAAGAAGAAGAUAACCGCCCCUGCCACCCUUGCCACCCCCCAAGAGCCAGAGCACCCGGGCAGUGUGUGGCAGGAGUGCUACGACGAGGGCAGCGGCUACGUCUACUACUGGAACGUCCAGACCAACGCGGUGACGUGGGAGAUGCCCCCGGAGCUGCAGGCGUACGCAGCCUCCGUCGACCCGGCACGGUGGCUGUACCACCAGCAGCAACUGGCCUACCAGCACGCCUCCGCAGGCUACGCGGUGGGCCAGCCUCCGGCGGGGCACGGCUACGAGGCGGGAUACGCCCACGGGGCCUGGCUCGCGGACUCCGUGCCGUCAGCCCCUGCCCCCGCCGCUACCCCCGCCCCCGCCGCUGCCCCCGACAAGUCUCCCGAGGCCAGCGACUCGGAAGAUGAGCGCAUAGAGAUGAUCACGUCAUACGGGCCGGCGAGCGACGAGGACUCGCCGGAGGACCGGGCAUCACCGGCCCCCCACAAGAAGAGGCGGCUGCGGCAAGGCAAGGGGCAGAACAAGCGGCCGGCGCCGCAGAUGAUCGGACCCAUGUUCCCUCCGGAGGACGCUUGCUGCCCUCCCGGGGUGGACCGCGACGAGUACACCACCGCCAGCUCCCGGGAGGAGGUGGAGAAGCUCGGGAGCGGCAAGGAGGCGAAGACGGCCGCGGUGGAUAGUGACGGCACGGACAGCGCGGAGCCUGACGAGGGAGUGAUCUUGUCUCGGCUGCGCAGCCAGGCCAGAAUCCUGCGCGAGCUGGGAGGGGAGAUCCCGGACGAGAUCCGGCAGCUCAUCGACAGUGGCGCGGGCGUGCCCUCCCCCGCGGCGACGGAGAAGGCAGCGGUGAGCGCGGGGAGCAGCCCGAGACCCGCCUCGUUCGCGCUGAUCGCCGGCUACGGGGACGACUCCGACGAGGACAAGCCGGGCGCAGGGGUGCCGCCGGCUGACACCGAGGAGGCAGAGCAGGUCUCUUCGGUCCAGGAACCAGCCGACGUGAAGCCUACUGAGGCUUUACCUGGGGAGAUAGAACUAGUUCAAGAAAAGUCGGAUAAGGUUUUACCAUUUCCAACGACGCCUGAUAAGCUGGUGUCAUCUCAGACAAAGCCAGAUCCAUUGAUACCAUCUCAGGAUAAGCCAGUGAAUGUGGUACUGCCUAAGGCAAAGCCAGAUAAUGUAUUGUCAAAUCAAGUAAAGCCAGAAAACAGUAUACAAGAUCCUUUACAGGCAGAUAAGGUAGUAUUAUCUCAUAAGAAACCAGAUACGGAAGAAUCAGCUGAGGUAAUGUCAGACAAGGCAUUGAUAACUCAGUUCAAGCCUAAUAAGGUACUGAAGCAGGUAAAACAGGACCCGAUAAAACAGGCUCAUUUAAAGGAUGGAAGCGAAAGUAAGGGUGACAAUGCAUUGCCAGCCCAGUUGAUCCCUAGUAAGGUACUCACUCAGGUAAAGCAGGAGUCAGUGAAAUCGGCUCCUGUGCUGGAUGAAGACGAUAGUGAAGGCGACAAGGCAUUGCAAGCUCAGUUGAAACCUAGUAAGGCACCCUCUCUGGUAAAGCAGGGCCCGAUAAUGCCGGCUCCCAUGACAGAUGAAAACGAAAGUAUGAGUACCAAGGCAUUGCAAGCUCAGGUGAAACCCACUAAGGUACUCACUCAGGUAAAGCAGGGCCCUAUGAAACCGGCUCCUGUGGCAGAUGAAGAAGAAAGCAAGGCAUUGCAAGCACAGUUCUCACCUACUAACACUACCACUCAAGUAAUACCGCCUCCUGUGAAGGAAGAAGUCGAGAGUGAGGGCGACAAGGCGAUGCCUGCACAGUUCAAGCCUACUAAGGUACCCUCUCAAGUAAAGCGCAAACCGAUGGUAUCAACAUGCAUGACUGAAGAAGAAGAAGAAAUUAAGUGUAGCAAGGCAUUGCCAGCACAGUUGAAGCCUACUAAUAAGGUACCUUCUCAAGUGAAGCGGGACCCGGUGGUACCGGGUCGAACGGCGGAUGAAGACAUGGGUAAGGGUAGCAAGGCAUUACCGACUCAGUUCAAGCAUAGUAAGGUGCUCAAUCAAGUGAAUCGGGAGCCUGCGUUACCAGCUGGCGUCGCAGAUGAAGAUAAUAGCAAUGGUGGCAAGCUAUUGAAGUGCACUAGCAUGCAGACGCAAGUAAGGCGGGAGCAGAUGACGGCUGACGACAAGGGUGAGGAGGAAGAGGUCGUCAGGCCCCUGAAGCGCAAGAAGACCCCCGCGGAGAUCGCGCCUGCCACCGGCACCGGCUACACCACGGCGUGGGCGAGCACGGGAUACAACGCGGACCCGGCCGGCGGGGAGAGGAGGGGGUUCGGCUUCCGGCUGAACGAGGAGCCCCAGAGGGGGUCCGGCUCGGGGGCCAUCAAGUUCGUGAAGGCGGAGACCAUCAACCUGCCGCUGCAGACUCAGGGCAGCGAGGGCGCAGCAGACGGGGCAGAGGCACCGGCCCUGCAGGAGUUGGCAGACCUGUUGCUGGAGAAAGUCACGUUCCUCGGAGAGGGCAAGGAGCCAGUUCCGCCCGUGCAGGAGAUGGCCGUGCAGCUUGAGACGCUCGUGGCCGCCUGGCAGGCGGGGGGCCUCACCAGCACCUACCUCACCUCCUGGCUGGGCAGCACCCGGGCGGAACUGGACCGACGUGAGAAGGAAGCCGCCCCGCGAGGCUGGGCUUGCGACUGGGAUAGGACCUACAAGCGCUACUACUACUGCAACCUGGAGACCGGCACCACGCAGUGGGAGUACCCCGACGAGGAGGCGCUGGAGCCGGAGACGGAGCAGAUGCCCGAACCGGAGCCUGAGCCGGAGCCGGAGGAUGUCGUGGUGGGGGCCGGGGACGAGAUGGAGAUAUGCCUGACGCCGCCCCCUCCCCCGCCGCCGCACAUAUCCCCGUGCCGGGCGCCGUCCCCGCCCCCACCACCCAGGAUAUCCAGUUCCGAGCCGUCUCCGCCGCCGCUCCCCGCCAGUGCAGGGUCGCCGGGGGUUUGCGAGGAGGUCCCGCUGCCACCCCUACCCCCCCUGCCCCCGGCAGAGCCGCCCCCGCCCCCGCCCCCGGACAGUCCGCCGCCGCACGAGGAGCCCCUGCCCCCCGGCGUGGACACCCCCGAGCUGCCGUACGUGGUGGCUCGGCCGUACCGCCCGCCCCCGCCCCCUCCCCCUCCCACCGACCUGGACGGCACGCCCCUGUACGACGAGCCUGCGCCCCUGCAGUACGUGAUGGCCCCGGCGCCCUUCCAGAUGGCCAUGAUGCACGCCGUGAUGGUGCCCUUCCCGCACCACACCAUCUCCCGGCCGGCCGCCAAGACCCUGCCCCGCGCCCCCGACCUGCACAACGAGCUGGACUCCUUCUACAGCGACCUGGCCUCCCUGCAGGGCUCGGGGGAGCCCGAGGCCCGGCCGGCGCCCGAGCCCGAGCCGGAGCCGCAGCCCGCGCCCGCGCCUCAGCCCGCUCCCGCGCCCCAGCCCGCUCCACCGCCCGAGGAGCCGCGCAGGAAGAAGAAGACGAGGCUGACGCCGGGGCUCACGCUCAAGAAGAAGGGAGUGUCCUCGCUGGUGGCCAAGUGGCAGCAGGUGCAGCAGGAGGUGCGACGCGACAUGGACCAAGACUCCGCGCUGCUGCCCGACUGACCGCCCCCCCGUGCUCGCGACUGUCCAUAUCAGCUUCUCGGCUAUCUCUCUGCACCAUUGCAGUAGAUCACUUGUGUUGUGUCUGUAGUUUUUUUUUUUUCAUUAUUAUUAAUUUAAAGUAUAAAUCUACCUAUUUGGCUUUUUUUUCUUGGUCAGUUUAAACAUUACGUAUUAACUUUUACAAUUAAUGUUGCCCCCUGAAGUGUUAAAUAUGUUCCAUUUUGAAGAAAAAAAAUUACUGCACCGAAUGUUGUGCUUGGAUGGAUAUUUUUUUUAUUAGUAUGUAUUUACAUAGUUAAUUUUCUUAUAAUACAGCUUAGAAAACGAGAAUUUUAUACAAGAUUGAAGUAAUGAUUUUUUUUUUCUUAUGUUGUAUGACAGGUGGUACAAUGUAAUGUUUGCUAUGCUGCAAUUGCACAGAGACAAAUAUAUAAUGCUUAGAAGUGAAAUGAUAAGAAAAGCUAUUGGAGUGAGAAAUCCCAUACUUCAUGCCUGGCAUGUCAUAUAAUUUUUUUUUACUUUGGCAAGGAAAAACGAAAGCAGUUUUUACCGCAGUACUUUAUAAACUGAUAAUAAAUUUUCUCAUAAACUUCCUUUCGAAAAAAUAUUUGUUGACAAGAGGUUGUGCAAAAUGGUCAUGACCAAGUGGUGUCACAGCUUGUAUGGUGGUCCGAUUUAUUUUCCAAUCUUCGUUACUGACAGUGGCACGCUCCACCGACCACUGCAUCCGGACAGGGGUCUGUGACUAUUCAUUCGUGAAUAGGUUGAUAUUCAGUUUGACGUUUCAUAUUGAAUAACUUUUCUAAAAAUCCUUUACCAAUACUUUAUACAGCAAGUGGGACUCGUGCAAAAAAAUUGUGUAGCAAGUAUAAAACCCAAGAAUAUUUAUUCAAAUAUUUGUAUUUUUUUUCUGUGACAUAGUACAUACAUGUAAAAUGUGACAAGUCAUUUGUAAUUACACUACAAAAAUAUUUAAAAAAAAUACUGUAUUUUUAUGUAUUUAUCAGCCUGAUGAAUCAAAAAAAAAUAAUAAUUUUAUAUUUACCAGGUUUAAGAAAAUGCUUUGCCAAGUUUAUUUGCAUUCGGUGUCACUCUAUUAUGGCCCUAUAGAUAUUUCAUCCAGUACACUAGAACCUCGAUAAUCCGAGCUGGAUGGGACUGGGGCCAACUCGGAUUAUCAGAACCUCGGAUUAUUGGAAAUACGAAUAAAAACACACAAAAUCAAUUUCUAAUACAUAUGUCGAUGUUUUAAUAAAAAUAAAAUACAAACAUAUUGAAAGGCAGAUUAGAAAUAUAUACAUAAUUAUUAUUUUUUAAAAUAAUCUAUUAUUGUUUUUUGUUUUUUUAAUGCUCCUCGCUUCUCAGCUGCUCGUGUGCUCAACUUCUUAAAAAACAUUACGUCAUUUGGCGUGACGUCAUCUUGCUGCUCCACGUAUUCGAGUGCCUUUUCUAAGCGUAGAAACCCAUCUGCAUGGCUAAUUUUUUUGUUGGUUUAUUCUUCCCCUUGUUCGUCUUUUUCGGUGUCCUCAUCCCGGUUGUUGACCAUUUCAAUAAUUUUCUCAUCUGUCAAUUCUUCAAUUUCAUCACUGUCUAACCACUUCUUAAACUCUUCAGCACUGGAUUCCAUUUCGCAGCCAGGGAUUGCCACCAUUAAAUUCAAUAGAGUCAUAUUAUCACAGUCAUCUUCAACUGUUUCUUCUUCUUCACUUUGUGAAACUCUCGGUUUUAUAAGUUUUGACCAGGAUUUCUGUAUAGUUUCCUGUUUAAUUUCUGACCACGCAUCAACUAACCAAUAGAUAACGUCUUUUAUAUUAACUGUUUUUAGCAUAUCUACUAAUGAAAUUUCUUCUUCUUGCAAAAUAUAUGUCAGAAGCAUGCGUCUGUACUUUUUCUUUAUUGUCGCAAUGACGCCUUGGUCCAUACGUUGAAUGAGGCUAGUCACAUUUGGGGGCAGGAAAACAGUUUUAAUUUCAUCACUUGAAAGCUCUUCUACGUUUGGAUGGGAUGGAGCGUUGUCAGUAACCAACAGUGCUUUUCUCGGUAAUUGUCGUUCUUUUAAAAAAGUUUCUACUGAAGGAACAAAUUCCUCGAAGAACCAAUUUUUAAAAAUGGUCGUAUUCAUCCACGAGUUCUUUUGAUUUUUGUAUGCGACGGGUAGUGCGUUCAUAUUUACAUUUUUAAAAGCUCUAGGUUAGGUUUUUUUGAUUUUCCUAUCACCAAGGGACGAAGCUUAUGUGUCCCAGAGGCAUUGGAACAUGGCAUAACAGUAAUUCGUUCCUUGCUCUUUUUAUGCCCAGGAGCGGAAAUCUCGUCUUUGGAUGCUAGAUUCUUGUCAGGUAGCAUUUUAAAAUUUAACCCAGUUUCGUCACAGUUAUAUAAUUGAUAAUGUGUGUAGCCCCCUUCUUCGAUCAUGCUUUGAAAUUUUUGAACAUAGUUUUCAGCACCAGCAGCAUCAGCUGAAAGCUUUUCUCCUGUGAUAUGCAAUUGCUGCACACCGUAUCUUUUUUUCCAUUUAUCCAGCCAUCCUUUACUGGCAUUAAAAUUGCUUUCACCUUCUUGUAAUUUAUUACGAAAAUACUGCGCUUUUUCUUGUAAUAUAGGCCCAGAAAGAGGGACACCUUUUUGCCGCUUUGCUAAAAACCAUGAAAACAAAGCUUCACUUGUUUUUUCGUACUCACUUUUUUUCAUACGAGAUCUGGAUGUUGUAGCCUGAGAAAGAUUUUUUUGAGUUUGCCAUAACUCCAAUUUCUGUCUGUUGCGCCUCCAGUCACCCACAGUAACAGCACUCACUCCUAAAUCAUGCGCAAUUGUUUUUAACGGCUCACCUUUAUCAACCCGCGUCAGCGCUUCUAAUUUAUCACUUAAUGAUAUUUCAGUAUGUUUUCUUUUACUCAUACUGGUUCGUAAUAGAACUGGGACGUAACUAAAUAGAUGUGCUCACGGCGAAGAACUUAUGGGAACUAAAAAUUGCCCUCUGGAGGGAACGCGGGGAAGUGACGAGGGGGCGGAGGAUCUAGGCCGACGGAGAAAAGGGGUUUCCCCCAAUGUUCUAAAAAUAGAUGCUUGCGACUUCUGACAGGGGUGGGCCGCUACCUGCUAUGUAUAGUCACUUACCCAACUCACCCCAUCAGGUCUUCCUCCUCAACGUAGCCCUGGCCGUCCCUACAUGUAUGUGUGUUUGCAAAAUUCAUAUUUUUUUCUUUCUCAUAACCCCCGAAACUGACUCGGAUUAUUGGGAACUCGGAUUAUCGGAGCUUGGAUUAUCGAGACCCUAGUGUAUAUAUUUAUCUCAUUGUAAUGUAUUUUGCAUCAAUUUUUCUUGGACACAUGUGAAGUGUGGCGGGAAAAAUAUUUUUUGUAUGUUUAAAUUAAUUUUGAAAAAUAUUACAUUUUCCUAAUUGUUUGCAGUUUGAUUCAAGUCAUAAACACAGGAUUGGCAGAAGCGUACGCCUGGACAGCCAUUUUGAAGCACUGAGGCAUCAUUUAGACUCCUGCCAUCACUUCGCUCAUCGGCCCGACCGCUGUGAUGGACCUUCCCCUCGUCUGUGGCCUGCCAGACAACCAGGUCUUGCUGCCUGCAAUUAAAUUACAGAGCAGAAAGAGGAACCUUAUAACUGGGUAUUAGAAAUUCAUAUUGGCCAUAAAGGUGCGAAUAAAUGUGACAGAAGCCCUUUCCAAGGAACAUACACUCCGAACGUGCUCUCGUCCUCGUAUCGAACUAAACAUUGUCACUGUAAGAUAGGUUCCUCUUCACUGUUAGAACUUACACCAAUUAUGAACACAGUAGAGUUAGGACAUUUCAGGGGAAUAGGGUGUAAUGGAAACAUACAGCAAAAGAUUUUUGUUUAUUCAUUAAUGAUGAUUUUAAUAAUUACAAUAUGCCUUAACAUCAAAAAGUCUUAUCAGUUGUCACACAUCUUACGAGCAACGUAGAAAGUAAGGGGUCCUUAAUUAACCAAAAUUAAACAACCAAAGUUAAUACAUUUUAAAGUUCCUGGCAUGUCAAAAAUCAGAAUAAAUAAUUUAUGACUAUUUUAAAAUUGCAUUAUACCUGGUCCUACACAAGCUUAGUGAGUGGCCGCAUGUCUGUUUCAUCAGCCCUGAUAACUUCCAUCAUCACUGACAAUACCAAUAGUUUAUCCACACUAUCGUAAAACAGGCAACAUUCAGUAUUGACACGGGUCGAAGAAGAAGAGUUCUGGCCUGCCAUUAGCAUGUUGGCGAGUAGAAGGUCAUCGUCCAGGAUACGAACACUACUUGGUAUGUCGCAGAUCACAUUACUGGUUGGUUUUGCUGGACGGCUUACUGCCGGUACUCAAAUUCCAUUAGAGGUGUGUCAAACACAAUAACCACAGCAAGACAAGAAUAACAACUACACCUAAGCGAGCAUUUAUAGCAGGUCCAUUUUACACUCCUCCUUGGCUGGCUGCGAACAAACUGUCUUUUGGCGUGCGUGGGGGCCAUGUUUGGCAGUGGUCAACUGUCGUUUGGUGGUGAAGUGUGUGUUUUUCAACUGAAUACCAAGAUGCUUGCCCUGCGAGAAGUUGGCGAGUAAUGUGUAGUGUUACCAACUCCUGAUGAGUCUAAUGUUUUGGGUAAAUUUACAAUUUAAACUCACUUUAUGAUAGGUUGUAGGCUACUCAACUGAAAUGAAAUAUUUCCAAUAAAUUUAAAUUUUGUGUUAUUUUUUUGUAUUUUAAUGAUUUUAAUGAAUGUUACAAGCCAAAAAUAUGAAUCCUACUUUCCUCUUGUUUCUAAUCACAAAGUAAGCACUGCAGAUAGUCUUGUGGGUGGCUGGCUGUAGUGGUCAAACACAUGCUCCAGUCGUGUCUAUUCUGAAGUAGUUCCUCUUCACCCACCUGGGGCUCUGUGCAGCAACCACGCAAGUACAUUUUCACAUUCUGCAAACUGGCUUAAAUGGGGAAUAGUACAUUUUUUCCCCAUCUUAUACAGCCCAAAACACUGUAUAUUGAAAUAUUUAUUGCAAAUUCAUACCAUCUUUGAUGUCUGCCUGUUCAUGGAGCAUAAGCAAACUUUUUUGUCUGCUUGACAUGAUACCAUGUUUGUUUUGUAAUGUAUAAAUCUAAUGUGUUUGAGUAUAUGGUCCUAUAAAAAAAUAGAUUACCUAAUAAUAAAGAAACAAUAUCAUUGUCAAAAUAACGUUUCUUGUAACCAGACCGCAGUAGAUACAUUUUUAUUAAUUAAAGGCCUGUUGGCAAUACGUGUCAAUACA